Frieseomelitta varia is the source of this 715-nucleotide messenger RNA. RefSeq names its product caspase-like. NCBI's taxonomy places the organism in Eukaryota, Metazoa, Arthropoda, Insecta, Hymenoptera, Apidae. Gene Ontology annotation, biological process: proteolysis; apoptotic process. The record is from RefSeq and is a predicted model, not a curated record. Gene Ontology annotation, cellular component: cytoplasm. The transcript is spliced from 4 exons. Bases 37 to 693 code for a protein of 218 amino acids.
UUUUUCUUUUGCGUCACAGUGACCACGAACGAGACGAUGGAAUACACGGUGCUGCAACAGCGUAAAAAAGCACUGCGCAACGCUUUUUUCGGAAUAAACGAAGGAAUGUGCAGCGAAGUGGACAGUUGGAUGAGCAGGAAACCAAAAGACGAACCCGAGAAGGCGUACGCUACGAGCGACUUGGAUCGAUACUCGGAAAUAUAUAAUAUGAAACACAAACGACGAGGCAUCGCGUUAAUCUUCAACCACAUCAACUUCAAGAAGAUGCACUCGCGAGCAGGCGGGGAAAUAGAUUCGAAGGAACUAGCGCAAACAUUACAUUACCUUGGCUUUGACGUUCGGGUCUAUAUCGACCCGCCUCUUAAAACGAUAUCGUCGACGUUGAAAAACGCUGCCGCGGAAGACCACACGGAUGCCGAUUGUCUGAUCGUCGCUGCUAUGUCGCACGGAGAAUCGGGUUUCCUGCAUACGACCGACAACGUGUACCCGGUGGACAUGCUGUGGACUCCCUUCCUCGGCGAUCGAUGCCCAAGCCUGGCCGGCAAGCCGAAAUUAUUUUUCAUUCAGUCUUGCCGUGGGACGCAGCUGGACAAUGGGGUGGAAAUUAUUCACGAGACGGACUCCACGUCGAAUUACAGCCUGCCUGCCUACGCGGAUAUUAUGGUCGCGUACUCUACUUAUGACGGUGGGUAGAUGUGUGUUUCGCACAUUUUUU